Molecule: messenger RNA, 847 nt
Organism: Trichoderma harzianum CBS 226.95
Lineage: Eukaryota; Fungi; Ascomycota; Sordariomycetes; Hypocreales; Hypocreaceae
Exons: 2
Coding region: 70-558 (162 amino acids)
Biological process (GO): protein peptidyl-prolyl isomerization; protein folding
Cellular component (GO): catalytic step 2 spliceosome
Molecular function (GO): peptidyl-prolyl cis-trans isomerase activity
Source: RefSeq, a predicted model, not a curated record
UUCAAUUCUCCAUAUCCCAACUUUUCAAUCCUACAAUCAACGCCUCUGAAAAGGCCAAUCUCGCCAACCAUGACUACAAACGUCGUUCUAGAAACCUCAAUGGGCUCCAUCACCCUCGAGCUCUACACAUCCCACGCCCCCAAAACCUGCAAGAACUUCGCCACCCUCGUCUCCCGCGGCUACUACGCAUCCACAAUCUUCCACCGCGUCAUCCCCGACUUCAUGGUCCAGGGCGGCGACCCCACCGGCACCGGCCGCGGCGGCUCCUCCAUCUACGGCGACAAGUUCGAGGACGAGAUCGACCCGGCCCUCAAACACUCCGGCGCGGGCAUCCUCAGCAUGGCAAACGCCGGCCCGAACACGAACGGAUCGCAGUUCUUCAUUACGCUUGCGCCGACGCCUUGGCUUGAUGGGAAGCACACUAUUUUUGGGAGGGUCAAGAGCGGGCUUGGGGUGGUGAAGAGGAUGGGCAUGGUGCCGACGGGGCCGGAGGAUAGGCCGGUUGAGGAGGUUAUGAUUUUCAAGGCGAGGGUGGUGGAGGAUGAGGAGGAGAUUUGAUUUUGUCAAGCUUUGAGGGGACUUUUGUUGAAUGUUUGGUCAAGUUGGAAGUGACAUUGUGAAAAGGAAACACGGAUACAAUAAUGUGGACGCAUUUGACGCGCCUUUUACAUAUUCCAGGUGUAUUCAAGCGCCUUUGUAUAUAGCUUGUGGAUUGGCAUAGACGGCACGGCAUGGCGUUUCGUUAUUCUUACUAUUAUAAUAUUGGGAGAUUUAUUCGCCCUUUUUUGUCAACCACGCGUCAAGAGCAAAACAGGAUGAUAAUGGCGUAAUAUGAAGAACAUUUCAC